UCCGGGUAGAGUCAAAAUCGUGAGAAAGCAGAAGAACAUUAUCGUCGCUGGUAAGGGAGUGUCUAACUGAGCGAAAACGACUUCCGCCUAGCAACAGCUUGUUUGGCUCCUCCCAUGGUUACCUAGCAGAGAAGCCGCAGAGAAGGCAACAUGGCUCAGAGGGAGGAUGGAGCGUUUGUUCUUCACGGAAGGAAAGCGGCGCUCAGUGAAAAGCCAUAUGAAUUUCUGAGCAAUACACAGAAAACCACCAGCAGCCACAACCUCAGCUUUCAGGGAGCAGCCCAUAACCGCAGACUACAUGCCAGCCAUGACAGGCCAAAAGAAAUCAUUAACAGUCCAGUUUUACAAUACACCAAAGAAAAUCCAAGCAUCGAUGACUUAGAGGAUAACUUACGGAAACUUAAAGUACAAGUAGACAGCUUGGCUUCUAGUCUUAAUUUGGACUAUGAGAAAAACACCAAGCCCUAUAGCUCUAAAGCUGUAGACAGACCUCAAUGGCCAACACAUACAAACAGUACCUCUUCUGAAAUAUAUAGUAGUAGCUUAGUAAAGACCAUACCAGAUUCUGACUGGUUUCUUAAGCCAAAUCACUUUAUGAAAUCACAGGAAAACUACUCUGCAGUUCAGAGCACUGGUUUGCCAACGUUUUCAACAUCAUCUCCUUAUUCAAUGGGACGAGAGAUUUCAGGUAUGGAUACAGUGUCUUCAGCAGUGUCCCCUUUUGAUAUUGCCUAUAGUGAGAAAAUUCCUGUGAAGCUUGGGGCACCUCAUGUGGUUGGAGUCAAAUCCCUUAUGCCUCCCAAAAUCCCUGUUCGCUCUCGAUCUCUAGAAAAAUCGAAAGCCUCAGUUGUACGAGGAAGGUCACAAUCCAUAGACCGAUCUCACUCCUUUUCCCCUGUUUCCAAAAAAGCAAGAUGGCCGAGAUCACGCUCGCAAUCGCCAAAACCUGUUUGGAGGCCAAACUCUGCCAAUGCCUGUGGCCAACCAGCUCCACGAUCAAAGUGCAGUGGGAAAACUUCUUCCUCCAACAGACAAUCACGGUCACGGUUCUACAGGCCUGGCUCUGUGGUUACAAGAUCCGUUACACCGUUCAGAAAAACAAAGAGUAAUCUCAGUUAUUCCUGGAGCCCUUAUAGUAUACCGUCAACUUCAAUAUCUGCACCCAGUGCUGAGGAAAUUAGUGAAAAAUUCUUACAGACACUAGCUGAGGGUGGUGUGGGAAGAUCAGUAUUGGAAGGCUCUCCAUAUCAACAAGAGCUAGCAAGGCUAAGACUAGAGCGGCUUCGGGUGGAAGAAGACCUUCUACUGGAGAUAAAGAGGCAGCAAGAGUUGGAACGAACCAGAGGACCACGACCUAAGUGGUAUGAGAUGAAAAGCUCCCAGUUCCACUAUGAAGCACGUAAAAAUAAUGAAUUGCUAAAAAGCAGUAAGGAGUAUCAGUCCAUCUAUGACUAUCGCCAGGAACUUACUGCAGCUUCCCGCAACUUCCAGGAACACCUGAAAAUUACACACUUGGACCCUGUAUAGGUUGUGGGGCACCUUCUGCACAGGGGAUUCUUCUGUUGGUAGCCAGUGUGUGUGUGUGUAUGUGUGCUUUUGUCUGUGGAAUGGCAGCUGAGGGAAAAAAUAUAAAAAAAAAAAAACCUGUGUAUGUAAAAAUAUUUAUCACUGUUCAGAAUGAAGAUAUAUAUAUAUUGAUCAAGCAUAAUUGGUGUGAGGUCUCUGUCCUCUAAGCUACAGAAGAACUCGGUUAAUGGAUGAUAAAUGUGUUAGUAAAUGCUGCAGAGGGUUUCUCAGGGGUAUGACUAUGGUGACAUGAAAGUAUUUGUAAAUUCCAUGCAUUUGUUUAUCAUUUUAAUACCCUACCAGUUGUCACAUAUUCCCAUAUGCAUAACAAUGAACGCAAUUUAAGGAAUAAAUUGAAAAAAGGGAGAGAAUUUUAAUUGUUUAAGACUUUAAUUCCCAUUAAUUGCAUCUGCUGGUUGGAGCAUCAGUGCUCUACCCAGACAGGUAAAUACAGGUAUGGGACCUGUUAUCCAGAAUGCUUGAGACCUGGGGUUUUCCGGAUAAGGGAUCUUUUCAUAAUUUGGAUCUUCAUACCUUUUCUACUAGAAAAUCAUGCAAACAUUAAAUAAACAAAAUAGGCUGGUUUUGCUUUGUA
Molecule: messenger RNA, 2161 nt
Organism: Xenopus laevis (African clawed frog)
Lineage: Eukaryota; Metazoa; Chordata; Amphibia; Anura; Pipidae
Exons: 5
Coding region: 151-1527 (458 amino acids)
Source: RefSeq, a predicted model, not a curated record